AUGGCUAGAACUAGAGAGACUGCUAGGAAGACAACCGCUUGUAGGAGUGUUCUAAACCAUAGGGCAACAGUUAUACAAGCCUACGAGAAUUAUGAGAUAGACCCGACUCACACACUUAUUGAGCAUGUGGAAGAAGUCUUCGCUAGGUGGGUUGCGGCAAGAGGGGUAGGACACAAGAUUACACCCCUUCAAGCUAUUAACAAUCUUAUCCAUACCCUGCCACCUCAAUGGGGAGACAUGGGCAUUGUGGUUAGGGAUGAAAUGCUAGAGGGUAACCCUCCAGAGCACCCAGAAAGGAUCGAGUUUGAGCUGUAUUGUGAAACAUUUCUAGAUAGGUGGAUUUCUACUCUCGAGCCUGAGCCCGAGCCCGAAGAGGACCUAGAAGAAAACCCAGAGGAGGAGCCGAGUUAUGAAUCUAAUUCAGAUAACGAGCCAGAGUAUGUACCAGGACAAAAGCCAGAACUAGAACCAGAGCAGGAGCUAGGGUUCGAACUAGACCCCGAGCUAGAGGUUGACCAAGAAUCCGAGCCUGAGUCAUGUACAUCUUUGGAUGAUGAAGCCCCUCCAUCUAAGCUUCGUAGGAUUCAGAAUGUUUGGACAAUCGAAGAUGAAGACUAG
Olea europaea var. sylvestris is the source of this 618-nucleotide messenger RNA. RefSeq lists its product as uncharacterized. The record is from RefSeq and is a predicted model, not a curated record. The transcript has a single exon. NCBI's taxonomy places the organism in Eukaryota, Viridiplantae, Streptophyta, Magnoliopsida, Lamiales, Oleaceae. The coding region runs from base 1 to 618 and encodes 205 amino acids.